This is a messenger RNA of Globicephala melas (long-finned pilot whale), 2697 nucleotides long. NCBI's taxonomy places the organism in Eukaryota, Metazoa, Chordata, Mammalia, Artiodactyla, Delphinidae. The record is from RefSeq and is a predicted model, not a curated record.
GCGAGCUUUGCCCGGAUGAGGAACAAAGCGGUGGGGCAGGCGUGCGCGACCCCCGCGCGGCCGGCAGGUUAGGUAGCCCCCCUCCCGAAGCUUCUGGAGGAAAGGCCCCGGGUGUCCCCCGGCAUGCCUUAUCUCGCGGCGGGGUGCGCGGCCGCCGGCCCUCGGGAGAAGUUGGGUUGCCCCGGGCGGCCCCGGGGAAGAAUGGCCGCGUUUGUGCAGCGGUUGUAAGCAAGAUGCGGUAGCACGUGACCCUGGAACGCAAACCCUGAUGCCGGUUCUCCACCACCCGUGUGCGCGUUCCUCUGACACUUGGCCCCCAGCAGAUGCAUCACAGGAUGAAUGAAAUGAACCUGAGCCCAGUGGGGAUGGAGCAGCUGACUUCAUCCUCUGUGAGCAAUGCCUUGCCAGUCUCAGGGAGUCACCUGGGGUUGGCUGCCUCACCCACUCACAAUGCCAUCCCAGCCCCAGGCAUUUUAUCUUAUUUAGCUGACAGACCACCUCCUCAGUAUAUCCACCCUAACUCUAUAAAUGUUGAUGGUAAUACAGCAUUAUCUAUCACCAAUAACCCUUCGGCGCUAGAUCCCUAUCAGCCCAAUGGAAAUGUUGGAUUAGAACCAGGCAUUGUUUCAAUAGACUCUCACUCUGUGAACACACAUGGUGCCCAAAGUCUUCAUCCCACUGAUGGCCAUGAGGUGGCCUUGGACACAACAAUCACUAUGGAGAACGUCUCUAGGGUCACCAGCCCAAUAUCUACAGAUGGAAUGGCAGAAGAGCUUACCAUGGAUGGUGUUGCAGGCGAGCAUACCCAAAUCCCAAAUGGCUCCAGAAGUCAUGAACCUCUGUCUGUGGAUUCUGUGAGCAACAACCUUGCAGCAGAAACUGUAGGACAUGGUGGUGUGAUACCCAUUCAUGGGAAUGGCCUGGAGCUCCCUGUGGUCAUGGAGACAGACCACAUUGCAAGUCGGGUCAACGGAAUGUCUGACAGUGCCCUCAGUGACUCCAUCCACACCGUGGCCAUGAGCACCAACUCUGUAAGCAUGGCACUCUCUACCUCACACAACCUCGCCUCCCUAGAAUCUGUUUCCCUCCAUGAAGUUGGCCUAAGCCUAGAACCUGUGGCUGUCUCCUCCAUCACCCAGGAGGUUGCUAUGGGGACAGGUCAUGUAGAUGUGUCUUCAGACAGUCUUUCUUUUGUACCACCUUCACUGCAAAUGGAAGACUCCAAUUCAAACAAGGAAAAUAUGGCAACCUUGUUUACAAUUUGGUGCACUCUCUGUGACCGAGCCUAUCCCUCAGACUGCCCAGAUCACGGACCGGUGACUUUUGUUCCUGACACUCCAAUAGAGAGCAGAGCGAGGCUUUCUCUCCCAAAGCAGCUUGUUCUCCGCCAGUCAAUUGUGGGAGCAGAUGUUGGUGUAUGGACUGGAGAAACCAUUCCUGUGCGGACUUGCUUUGGGCCUCUUAUUGGCCAGCAAAGUCACUCCAUGGAAGUAGCAGAAUGGACAGACAAGGCAGUUAAUCAUAUCUGGAAGAUAUACCACAGUGGUGUCCUAGAAUUCUGCAUCAUUACAACUGAUGAAAAUGAAUGUAAUUGGAUGAUGUUUGUGCGCAAAGCCAGGAAUCGGGAAGAGCAGAAUUUGGUGGCUUAUCCCCAUGAUGGAAAAAUCUAUUUCUGCACCUCACAAGAUAUCCCUCCUGAAAAUGAACUGCUUUUUUAUUACAGCCGGGAUUAUGCUCAGCAGAUUGGUGUUCCUGAACACCCAGAUGUGCACCUCUGUAACUGUGGCAAGGAGUGCAGUUCCUAUACAGAGUUCAAAGCCCACCUGACCAGCCACAUCCAUAACCAUCUUCCUAGCCAGGGCCACAGCAGCAGCCAUGGGCCAAGCCACAGCAAAGAAAAGAAGUGGAAGUGCUCCAUGUGCCCCCAAGCUUUUAUCUCUCCUUCCAAACUUCAUGUUCACUUUAUGGGUCACAUGGGUAUGAAGCCCCACAAGUGUGAUUUCUGUAGCAAGGCUUUUAGUGAUCCCAGCAACCUGCGGACCCACCUCAAGAUACAUACAGGUCAGAAGAACUACAGGUGCACUUUGUGUGACAAGUCUUUCACCCAGAAGGCUCACCUGGAGUCCCACAUGGUUAUCCACACGGGCGAGAAGAACCUCAAGUGUGAUUACUGUGACGAGCUGUUCAUGCGGAGGCAGGACCUCAAGCAGCACGUGCUCAUCCACACACAAGAACGCCAGAUCAAGUGCCCCAAGUGUGAUAAGCUGUUCUUGAGAACAAAUCACUUAAAGAAACAUCUCAAUUCACAUGAAGGAAAACGGGAUUAUGUCUGUGAAAAGUGUACAAAGGCUUAUCUAACCAAAUAUCAUCUCACCCGACACCUGAAAACCUGCAAAGGGCCCACGUCCAGUUCAUCAGCGCAGGAGGAGGAGGAGGAAGACGACUCGGAGGAGGAGGAGCUCGCGGACCCUGUGGGGGCAGAAGGCUGCCGGGUUAGCAGUGCUGUGUAUCCCGCGGACGAGGCUCUGUCUACACAUAAAUGAAAGGAAAAGGAGCCAGCUGUUUCGGAUGGAAAAUACAAAAGGGAAAAACACAUGACCAGUUAUCCACUACCGUGCUUUUUAUAUAAAAUAAUUUCUGAUUUCCUUCCAGCCAACAGUCAAAACAGACUAAAUGGGAACGGAUAAAGCACUUAUA